Molecule: messenger RNA, 9222 nt
Organism: Phodopus roborovskii (desert hamster)
Lineage: Eukaryota; Metazoa; Chordata; Mammalia; Rodentia; Cricetidae
Exons: 2
Coding region: 1-9222 (3073 amino acids)
Source: RefSeq, a predicted model, not a curated record
AUGAAAGAGAAGAGAAAGAAUCGUUUGCUAUCAGAUCAUGAGUUAAAUUCUGUUUUGAACGAGAACCCAGGGCCCCUGGUAUGGGCUCCACUCCAGCUCUCUCCUUUAAUAAGAGGAGAACUGGAGGGGCAUAUGUCUCAGAAGGUUUCUACUUUGCGGGAACAAGUAGUACCUCUGCCUGUGAAGAAAUCCUGGGAAAUACUCAAUCGUUUUAUGGAUGUACACGGAGUUCCUGAACAAGAGCUCCCCAAUACUCAGUUACCUACAUUCAUUCCUCAGAGUGCUGAGCAAAACACCAACAGAUCUCCAGACAUUCCAUUAUUUCAUCUCCAUGUGAACAUUGGGAUGAACUCUGAACUAAGUAGGGCAGAAGCAAAAAUGUCACAAUCAUUUACCUCAAACAAGCAGUUACAAUCUGAGGAUGACCACCAAGUCGUUAGAUAUAAUCCUUUAGUGAUAUCAAUGGGCACUCCAUCUCCCAGAAAUUUAGGAGUUAACAUAAUUCAGGAAGAAACUGCUUUGCUGAAAAGGGAUCCAAAGCAUGUGUUAGAGUUGAGUAUAGAACAGAGGGUCAUAGGUCAUUCAGAAAAAAGGAUACAGCCGCAUAAGGCACCAGUAACUGAUGUGGAGCAGCCACCCAAGACACCAUGUUCAGCCACAGACAGCAUGAAGGUCACUCCAUUGGCAUUGCUUCAGGUUAUGAACUCAAUGGGAAUGAUCCCAGAACCACAUUCGGAGGUGAUGGGCUCUGUGGAGUUUUCCCCACAGCAACCAAAUCAAACAGAAACAGUGAGUAUAACUCCUCAGCCAUUGAAUCAAGCAAUUGAAUCAAUAAAAGGAACAUGUCCUCAGUACCAAACUAUGGAAUCAAAGAGUAUGGCCUCAAGACAGAAUCAAGUCACAGAUAACAUGAAGGUAACUCCUGUAGCAUUGUUCCACAUAAUGGAUUCCAUGGGGAUGAUUAAUGAAUUACAUCCACAUGUAGAAUCAGUAGGAAUAGCCCCAAAGCCACAAUACCAAGUCAUGAAACCAGUGAGGAUGGAUACAUUGCAUAACCAUCAAGCCAUCGGAUCAGGAAAUAUGAGUCUAGGACCACAGCAUACAGUCAUGGAAACACUGAACAUGACCUUGGGCUCACAGAAUCAAGCCACAAAACACAUCAGGAUCGCUCCCAGUCCAAUAUGCCAAAAUACAAUGAAAAUUAGCUCAACUACACAACCAACCAUGGAUUUCGUGCACUUAAUUCCACCAGGACAGCCACCCAUUACAGACUCGAGGGCUUUGAUCCAAGGCUCACAGCCUCAAGCUGAAAAUUUGACUUCAGUGUCAACUCAACCAGAUGUUCUGACUCCUACAGUGUCAGUAGGAGCUAUAGAAUCUGGAAGUGUAGUUCCACAGCUGCCAUCUAAAGUCCUGGAACCAUCAGGAAUGAUUCUACUACCACCAGGUCAAUCCCUACAUGCUCUAAAGAUGACCCCGGUAGUACAGGUGUUACCCCCGGGAAUGACCACACCACUACAUGUUGUAGAGCCUCCUGGUUUGCCACAGCCAGUAGCUCAAGUCAAAGAAUCUCUGGAAUUGCCUUCUGGAUUACAGGUUCAAGUUGGAGACUCCAUGGGGAUGACUGCACAACAUCAAGGCACAGAGUUUGUGUCAUUGACUCCAGGACCGUCUCAUCAGGUCAUGGGCCCUUUGAAGUUCACCCCAUGGCACCAAGACUUAAACUAUUCAGAGACAAACCCAAGGCAAAGUCACAAGAUAACAGAAACUGUGGGGUUGACCUCUGAUACCUGGCCAAAAGUGAAGGAUUCUAUAGAGGUAACACAGCUACAUCAUCAAGUAAUGGAAUCUAUGAGAACAAUCCCAGAACCACCAGAUCAAGGUACUGCACCUAUAGGAAGGAUACAAAAGCAUGAAGUUACAGAAACUGAAGUAGUGCCACUUCAAGAAAUGGAAUAUUUGGGGGAAAACACAAUCCAGCAGCCUAAAGAUAUGGAUUCAAUGAACUUAUCCCCAGAAUUACAGAAUGUAAAAACUGAGCACCUAAUCCCAGAUCCAAGAUUGCAAAGUAUGAAAUCUGUGGAUUUAGUUCCAGAAACAGUGAAAUAUGCCCCACAGACCUCAACAGUGGUACCUACAGAUUUGACCCCAGAACUGCAUCAGCAGAAUAUGCAAUUUGAGGAAUUAACUCCCAUGCCACCAUUGCAAAGUGAGAAAUCUGUGCCAUCAGCCCCAACGUCCCAGCUUCAAGAUAUGAAAUCUGGCCAACUGACAGUUGGACCACAACCCCAAAACAUACAAUCUUCUGGGCUGGCCCCAGAUCCACAGUUGCAAAAUAGUAAAUCAAUACAUUUGAUCCCAUGUUCACCAUCUCAAGGUAUGGAAGAUGUUCAUUCAGCUCUACCACAGGAGUUACAAGGAGAUAUAAAAAUGGUGGAGUUGACUCCAAGACCAUCACUUGAAGAUACAAAAUCUGUGAACUUGGCCCCAAAACCAUAUUCACAAAACACCAGCUCUGAUAAGAUAACCCAUGUAUCAUUGCUUGAAGAUACAAAGACUCCAUUGGUAGAAGGUAGAAGUAGAAAAGUUGAUGAGUUGAUCCCAAGCACACAUCUUUAUGCAGUAAAUUCCUUAGAAGUGAGCUCUGACCCAAGCUAUCAUUUCCCAGAACCAGAAGGACUGGUCCUACAGCACAAAGCCUCAGAAGCCAGAGUCACCUCUGAAACUUGUCAUCAGGUGGAAGAAUCUGUUGAGUUGACACAAUUACCAUUAGGGAUGACUCUGGCACCACUGAGCCAAACCUCAGAAUCUAUGGAGAUGAGCUCACCACCACUCCAAGAUGUUCUUGUAACUAGGACCCAAAUUGUAAAAGAAAUGGAAGAGCCUCUAGAAUCACAAAAUGCAAUUAAAGGUACUUUGGAUUUACUACCAGAAUCAGAAGUGCAAAAUCUGAACUCAGGAGUGAUGGUCCCAGAGCCACAGCACCCAGAUGGGAAAUUUGUUCAUGUGACUCUGGAACCAUGUUCGGAAGUUACUAACCCAUCAGAAAUAACUGUGAGACCAGAAUAUGAAGACACUGAGACAAUCAGAUUGACAUUGCCUAAAGUUGAUGAUACCCAGGGGACAAUCGCAGAACCAUUUGUAGAAAUGGGAUCUCUGGGGUUGAGUCUAGACCCGAGAGUGCAAGGUGAGAAAUCAGAGUCCUUGGCACAAAAUUUGAAAUCUGUAGAAGUAAUCGAUGAACCAUCUGUACUAGUUGUAGAACUUACAGAGCUAACUACAGGACCCAAACCACAUAUUAAAGAUGUGAUCCCAGGGCCACAGCUUCACCAAAUAGAGUCUGGGCAAAUAGAUACAGAAUCACAGUUGCAAAACGAGAAAUCUGUAAAUGUAAUACAACAGUCAUCUAUAGGAAUGGCAGAUCCUGAAAAGAUAAAACCAGAGCCAGGACUCCAAAGUUUAUCACCGAAGGAACUUAUUGAGGGGACCCAGCCUCCAAGUCUGAAAUCUGUGGAUCUAAAUCUAGCCCCACAGAAGCUAAGUGUCAAAUCUGGACUGAUUCCAGGGCCACAAUUGCAAAAUGUCAGAUUUCCAAACUUCUAUCAAGGGCUAUUUCUUCAAGGGGAAAACCCAGUUAAUUUCAUCUCAGGCCCCCCACAUUAUGGUGUGAAAUCUGAUGAAGCAAUAUCCCCGGUGCCAGAAACCAGAUCAUCAGAUUUUAUCCUGGGGUCAAAGGUUCCAGAACCACAACCACAACCACAAUCACAACAUGUGACGUCUGUGGAAGUAAAUGUAGGACCAUGCUUGCAAAAUGUGAGAUUCUCUGAUCAGAUCCCUGAGCCCAAGCACCAAGGUUUCAAACACAUACAGUUCAUACCAGGUAUUCAGCUUCAAGACAGCUUGUCUCAGGGGUUUAUGCCAGAAUCAUUUUCACCAUUAAGCCAAGAGCCACGGCUUGAAGAUAUGAAGCUUGUUCUGCCUAUGGAAGUAUCAGAGUUUCAUAGCAUGAAACUCACAAUACCAACCCCUGAGCCACAAUAUCCAAGUGUGAUCCCCCAGGAGGUAAACACAGGACUGUGGCAACAAGAUGCCAAAUUUUCUGAGUUGGCUUCUAGGCCAAAACUUCAAGGGGUCAAAUUUGGGGAGCAAACUCCAGGAUCAUUGUUUCAUGGUAUGAGUUCCAUGACUCCAGAGGUAAGCAUACAUGAUCCCAACUUAGCAAAGAUAACUCUAGGGCCACAAGAUACAAAGCAGACGAGUUUUAAUGCAGGGCCAUGCCUGCAAAAUGUAAAAUUUUCCGAUGUAAUGCCAGGAACUCAAUCUCAAGGUGUGAAGACUUCAGAGUUAAACUUGGGGCCACAGUUAGAGUGUGUAAAAAUUUUUGAGAUGACCACACAGCCAGAGAGGCAAGGGAUGAAACCAGAGUUAAUAGUACAAGAGUCACUGUUUAACGAUAUAAAAUAUGUCACAGGGAAUCAAGCACCAAGCUUUGAAGAAGAAAUGUCUUAUAAAGUAGCAUUGGAGCCACAGAUAUCAAAUACAGAAUCAGGGACAUUGGCUUCUGAGUUGAUUAGAAGACCACAGGAACAAGGUAUAGGAUCUUAUGAAUUGAUCCACGAACAGCAUUUGGAAUAUAUAAAACCUGUGGAGAAGAUCGCAGCCUCAAAGCAAGAGGAGUUAAUGCUAGGGCCACAUUUGGGAGACAUGAAAUCUAAGGAGUCAGAGCUGGGAAAAUUCAAAUCUAUGCUGUCAACCCCAGGGAUACAAGCAGGACAAAAGGAACUUGAGGAGCUGUCUCCAGGCUCCAAUUUGAAAGGUUUAGAAUCUGAGUUACUACCUUCAAGACCACAGUUAGAAGAUAGGAAAUCUGGGGUCUUAACUCUAGGACAAUGUCUAGAAAGGAUAAAAUCUACAGUGGUAUCCCCAAGUAGUUCCCAGCAAGAUGGUUUAAAAUCUGUGAAGUUGAUUCCAGGUUCAAGAAUUCAAGAUUUGAAAACUGUGGGGUUGGCCUGUGAUACAUGGGUUCAAGAUGUAAAUACCAUGGGCUCGAGACUCGAACCAAAGAAGCAUGGGGAGAGUCCUGUGACUUUUGUGCCAGAGAUGCUAUUUCAGGGUAAGUCUACAGAUGCGUUGCAAGGUAUAAAGAAGCAUGGGGAGAGUCCUGUGACUUUUGUGCCAGAGGUGCUAUUUCAGGAUAAGUCUACAGAUGUGUUGCAAGGCAUAAAGCCUAAGGAACCAACUUCACAGCCACAAACGCAAGAUAAGAAACAUUUGAUCAUCUCAUGUUUGAAACCGCAAAAUCCAAAACCUGUGAAUAUGGCCAAAAUACAAGGGAUCCAAGGAGUAAAAUUUGUGGGUUCAGUCUCAACACAACAGUGUCAAGAAAUGGCACCCAUGGAUUUAACUCUUGAGCCUGGACAGGAUGACCAGAAAACUGUGAACUCAGCAGAGUGGAAAGUUGGGCUGAAAACACAGUUUGAAUUAGAAGAUGUAUUGUCUAUGGGGUCAGAUCAAGAACCCAAACCCGCAGACAUAAAAUCCACAGAGGUCAGCUCUAAGGUACCAUUUAAAGAUACACCCGCAUUUGAAUUGGCUCCUGAACCAGUUGUUCAUAAUGUAAAAACUAAAGUGUUCCAGUAUGAGUCACAGGUGCAAAGUAUGAAACCUUGCCAGUUGACUCCAGGACCAGAGAUGCCACAGAUGCACCAAGUAAAAUCCUUGGAGUCAAUAUCAGAGUCACCACUUCAAGAUGUGAAAAGUAUGGCCCUAAAAACAGAGUCACAAUCUGGAAGUACAAAAUCUAUUCAAUGGAUACCAAUAUCUGAGUUUCAAAGUGGGAAAUGUAUAGGGUCAAAUUUAAGGCUACGUUCUCAAAGCACCAGACCUACAGAAUUGAAGCCAUCUGCACAAUGGAGAAGCAUGAGGUCAUCUGAAUUUACUAUCAGGCCAAAAAUUCAAGGGGAGAAAUCUGUGGGGUUUCAUCCUGAGCCCCAGUCACAGCAAGUAAAAACUUCUCCAUUAGCACUAGGGCUUCAGAAAACCAAAACCUGUAACUUAACUUCAGAAUCACAGGCUCAAGGGAUCAAAACUGUGGAGCUAAACAGAGAGCCACAGGUUGAAAGUGUGAGAUCCAUUCAGCGGCUACCAGGACCUGAGUUCCAUGGAGUGAAGUUUUUGGGAUUAAAUCGUGGAUCACCAUCUCAAGGUGUCCAACCUGCAGAACAGAAACCAUCCAUACAGUUGGGAGGUGUAAAGCCAUCAGAGAUGACUCCGAGGCCAAAACUUCAAGGAAAAAAAUCUGUGGAUUUUAACCUCGGGCCACAAAUACAGUAUAUAAAGACUCCUGAGGCAUCCCCAGAACCACAGCUACAAGAAGAGGAAAACUUUGCAUCCACUUCAGAGCCACAGCCUCAAGGUAUUAAAACUGUGGAGCUAAACAGAGAGCCACAGGUUGGACAUAUAAGAUCCAUCCAGUGGCUACCAGGACCUGAGUUCCGAGGUGUGAAGUUUUUAGGAUUAAAUCGUGGGUCACCAUCUCAAGGUGUCAAAUCUACAGAACAGAAACCAUCCAUACAGUUGGGAGGGGUGAAGCCACCUGAAAUGACUAUAGGGCCAAAACUUCAAGGAAAAAAAUCCGUGGAUUUUAACCUUGGGGCACAAGAACAGUACACAAAAACCCCUGAGGCAUCCCCAGAAACAGAGCUACACAAAGAGAAAAAUGUUACAUCAGCCUUAGAGCCACAGUCUCAGUGUGUGAGAAGUGUGGCAUUACACCACGGGCCACAGCUUGAAAAUACAAAAUCCGUUCAGUGGAUACCAGUGUCUGACUGUCAAGUUAAGAAACCUAUGCUGAAUUUUAAAGGGUUACAAUCUCAAGAUGUCACAGCUAAAGGGUUAAAACCCUUGGUACACCUAAGAGAUUCGAAGACAUCUGAUGAGUUGACCUUAAAGCCAAAGUUACAAAGUAAACAACCUUCAGGGUCAAUCCAGGGACAUCAGCCUCAAAGGUUCACAGCCAUUGAUUUAAAAUCUGAGCUACAGUUUAGAAGUAUGAAAGCAUGUGACCCAACCUUAAGGUCAAAAAUCAAUAAUGCAAAACUGGCAUUCAAACCCAAGUUUCACUUAGAAGACAUGACUGCUCCUGGACUGAACCCUGGAAUACAGCCACAAGAAGUGAAACCCUCAGGGCCACCCCCAGGAACACAGCCUCAAGCUGUGACAUCUGUAGUGUUUAAACAAGAAUCACAGUCCUCAGAAGUGAAAUAUGGGGUAUUAAGCCAAGGGCCACAAUCACAAAACAAUAUAGAGUUGAAAAGUGCAAAAUCCUCUGAGUUAGCGCUUCAAACAAAGUCUCGAGGUAUGAAAUCUGAGGUCAACUCUGGGCCCCAGUGGCAAAGUGAAAAAUGUUCUGAUUUGACACCUGAAACAGAGUCCCAAAAUAUGAAAUGUACUAAGUCAAGUCCCAGCUCACAGUUGAAAGGUAAAACAUUUACUGAGUUAGCUAUGGGAACCAAGAUUCGAAGUGUCAAGCUAGACUGUAAACCUGGGCUACAGCGACAAGGUACAAAACCCAAUUCAAUUCUAAGGACAAAACCUCAAGAAAUGAGAAUGGAGGACUGUGAAUCAAGCCCACAGUUACAAGAUCUGAAAUCUUCAAGGACAAUCAUGGGUAUACAGGUCCAAGAUGUCAAAUCUGUGGACUUUGGUCCUGGACCACACUUACAAGAUAUGACAUCUGAAGUCAUUACAGAGAAGAGGGUUCAUGGCAUGAAAUCAGCAGAAAUCAAACCUACUUCAAAGUUACAAGGUAAGAAACCUGAUUUUACCCCUAGGAAGAUGUUCUUAGGCACAAAAUCUGUAGACCUGGACUCAGGUGCAUCUUUACAAGAUUUGAAAUACCCUGAGCUCAUCAUGAGUGUGAAACUUCAAGAAGUGAAUUCUAUGGGACAACAUGUGGCAAAUAUAAAAUCUUCUGAGGUAGUAACACAAAUACAUCCCCAAGGUGUAAAAGCGAUGAACUUCAAUUCUGAACCACAGCCACAAAAUAAAAAGCUAUCUGAGUUGGCUCAAGGGAAAAGGCUCCAAGAUAUGGGAUCUGUGGAGUUUAAUCAAAGCCUAAAGUUACAAGGGGUGCCAGUGGAGAUCAAGCCCUCUAAGGAGGAAUCUGUGAAGUUAAACUCAGGCCCUCAAUUACAAGAUGAGACUUGUUCUAAGCCAACUCUGGGGGCAAAGCUUCAAGAUGGAAGAUGGAUGGAAGUCAGUUCUGGCCCAGGCUUCCAGGGUAUGAUGCCUUCUGAAGUGACUUCAGAGGACUCGCUUAAAAAAGAGAAACCCAUGGGCUUUGUAGAUCAGCCACUGUGGCAAGAUGUCAACUCUUUUAAGUGGACUUUCUGGAAGGCACUUGACAAGAAACCUUUGCAGUUGGAGUUACUCCCUCAAUCACAGGACAGGAAAUUACCUAUGUUAAUACCAGAAUUACAUCUCCAAGGAUUGAACCCUGAGGCAGUCAAUCCUGGGUCAGAGUUGAAAGAUGUGAAAGCUGAGCCCACAAAUAUCCAAACAGUGAAAGAUACAGAGAUCAAUCAUGGUACAGAAUCACAGGUAGGGGGAUUCUCUGAGCAGGCCUUGAACUCAACAAUUUAUAGUGUGGGACCUGAACUCAAGGCCAGAAACCAGAAGCAAGAUGGGAAAUCUCACAAGUCAAGUCAAAAGCAACAGCUUCAAAGUAUACAGCCAAUAGUGUUUAGUCAUGAGCCACAUUUGCAACAUAUUAAGUCAUCAGAAUUAUGUAGAAAGCUUCCAGACCUGAAAUCUAUGGACUUCAACUCAGAGCAACAGUUGCAAGAUGUGAAGUCCUCUGACUUGAGCCUGGGAACAGGUAUGCAGUCUUUAGAGUUCAACCCUGGGCCACAGUUGGAAGAGGUGUGUGCAGAGACCAAGCUGCUAGAUGAAACAUCUCUGCAAUUCAAGCAUGAGCCUAGACUGCAAGGUAGUGCAUCCUGUGACCAGAGUCCAGGGCCACAGAUUCACUAUAAAAAUGUUAUCGCAUCCAACACUGGAACACAAAAUGUAAAAUCGUCUGAGUUGCACCCUGGUCCAGAUCUUCAAGAUGUAAAAUCUAAGGUUUUCUGCUUUGGGCCACACUUGGAAAUACCCCAGGGCCAAGUCCUCCAUGCACGAAUCCCACUGAGUACAAUCCUGAAACAACUUUGCAAGGUGUGA